Molecule: messenger RNA, 5366 nt
Organism: Meriones unguiculatus (Mongolian gerbil)
Lineage: Eukaryota; Metazoa; Chordata; Mammalia; Rodentia; Muridae
Gene: Triqk
Product: triple QxxK/R motif containing
Exons: 5
Coding region: 310-570 (86 amino acids)
Cellular component (GO): endoplasmic reticulum membrane
Source: RefSeq, a predicted model, not a curated record
CCCUCCCGUCGGCUCCAUCCCGAGUUAGGGGCGUGAGGCUCCUCGUCCCGCCCUUGCCUCUGAGUGACAGCAGCGUGGACAGCUGCCCACCCGGCCGGACCCGCAGCUGGGCGGCCCUCUCUGGGCUAUGCUGAGUAAGAAAAAUCAACCAAGAGUGUAUUUUUUGGAGACUGGAAUUGAAUUUGCCAGAGAUGCAGCACAGCUUCUGAGACCUUGCUUCAGGAAGCAGCUCUUUUUUUGGCCGCUUUCCAGAGCUUAGACUUGGCAGCCUCAAGGACACGGUGUAAGCAGACAUUUUGAAGAUCAAAGAUGGGUAGAAAAGAUUCUUCCACUACAAAACUUCCUGUUGAUCAGUACAGAAAACAAAUUGGUAAACAGGAUUAUAAAAAAACCAAACCUAUUUUAAGAGCAACCAAAUUAAAGGCAGAAGCAAAGAAAACAGCAAUAGGCAUAAAGGAGGUUGCCCUGGUGCUUGCAGCUCUCCUGGCCCUCCUCCUGGCCUUCUAUGCUUUCUUUUAUCUUCGACUAUCCACAAACAUUGACUCUUAUCUGGACCCAAAUGAAGAUUAGCUGAGCAGUAAUCAACAAAGGAAGAGAAAGAAUUCUGAUGAGAGCAUCUUUAGGAACAAAAACUUUGCCAAUUUCCCAAACUAGAACAUGUUGAAUAUUUUCUUCUUGGUACAGUCAGUUUGCAGCAAUAUCUUUGUGUCUAGUGGCAUAGGGUAUUAGAAAAAGACCUUUCCCAAAAAUCUAGACUCAUGUAUGCUGCUUGAUACUGGAUAAAUCUUCCUGCUCUGGCACAUACCCCAUUCGUGGUACAGUUAAAUAACACAUUUUUCACAAGUCUUCCCAAUUUACAUGGAUAACUCCAUCGGUUACAAAUCACUAAACCCAUUUUAUCCUAAGUAUAUUGUAAGAAAAACUAUGUAUUGUCAUUUGCAGAAGAAUACUCAAAAUCAGAACUAGAACCCGAGAAAGAGCAGAAAAGUCAUGGAAAUUUUUCAUCUUCCCGAGACGCGUGCUUUUGUUCCAGACAUAUUGUAUGUCAUUAGGGAGACUGCGCACACACCGCAGUAGUCUCUUCCUUCCCUGCCAACUGUCGCUGCUCAUGUGCUGCUUCACAGACGGCACCUGGAUGGCAGAAGCUCAAAGAGUCACAUAUGUCCCUAAAGUAGAGUUCCUUCUCUCUUGGGCUGCCCGAACUGGUGUAAGUAGAAAGUUCAGUUGAUCUUGGUUUUAAUUAACUUAUUACUCCAUUAAUAGAAAGUUGGAAUCCUAUAUUAAUUAUGUUGUUCUGCUUGCCUGCAGUACCAACUUGCCCCUCUUGUUAGGGAGCUGGGUAACAAUCUGCUACUUAAUUGUGAAGUGUUUUUACACUGCAGAAUUAGCAGGAGUGUUCGUACACAGAAUGAUUUUAUUGGGUUGUCUCUUGAAUCUGAGCAUUACAAAGGCUUUUUAAAAUUACAGUUUGUUUCUUUAAUUAAUUUCUUUAAUUAAUUACUACUCCAUAGAGAAAAAUAAAAAUAGAAAAUAUGUCACCUGUUACUUUUAUAUGUACCUUUCUGUAAUUUUUUCUAUGUCUUUAUGUUGUAGUGUAAUGACUAUUCAAUAUUUUAUUGGCAAUUGGAAUUUUAACAAAAUAGUAAAGUAAAUGAACACAUAAAGCUUAAAAGUUUUAUAUACAUAUUAUAUAUUUCCAAAGAAUAUCUCCUCUGUAAUAUAAAGAUGCAUAGAAAAUUGCUAUUUCCAGAUAUGUACAGAGUUUUAGGGUGUACAUUCACUUCAUGAAAAAUAAAUACAAUUCUUUGGUCGUUUCCACAGUAGCCAAGAGAGAGACGCUCUAAUAAAGACUCUGGGAGUAAAUCUAGCAUAGCUUAUAGCAUGGUUUCUGUAAGAACAGAUAUUCUUUGGUGCUUCUGCAAAACAAUUUCAGUAUGUCAGUGUAGCAUUUGUUCUGUAGAAAUUUUUAAGUAGUAUAAUUUAUGUCAUCAGUGUGAAACAGCCAAAGGUUCCAAUCGCCUCACAGAUUAUUUAUGCCAAACAUCUGAGGGCAAAAUUUAGCCAGUGUUGUUGCUGGAUUCUUCCUUUUGAACUCACAGACUCAAGAGACAGAGCAAGAGUUCUCGUAUACUCACCACAGAGGACCCAUCCAAGUGGCAUUUUUAGGAAAGGUUGCAGCAUUUUAUGCCAUGUGGUAUGUCUGUUCGCGAAGUGGGAGGCAAGGGAAUAUCCAAGCUGGCAUUUUGGAUUUGAUGGGCCUUUUACUUUCGUGAGUGACAUGCCACAUGUCAAGAAAUACUGCUUUCUUCCAGUCUCAUCACAUUUACGUGAGCAAUUCUCAUUUACUUAUUUCCCUCCCAUAUGGUGUUAAAAAACAGUCACAUCCAAUAAAGCUUAUUUCUGGUUUCAGUGGUAGCUGAAGAGAGAGGAUAUGGAAUAACUGUUUACCAGAUACCUAUCCAGGUUAGACGGUAGCACAGGUCUCAGUAUUCAAAAUACGUGUGUGCCUUCUGGAAAUGUUUGACAAGUGGCUGAUAGAAAGACCUCACCAUCCUGUUUUCCUCAUGAGAGGCACUUUGGGGAGAAAAUGUUGUUUCUAUAACUAAAAAGUUUAGUUGAACUGUACCAUAAUAAUAAGCAAGUUUCACUACCUGGCUUUAUCCAUGUCCUCGGUCCAUUUGUGUAACUGUCUGAUUUGUGACAUUCCCAGAGGGGGGGAAAACAUCCCAGGCUAAAUGCUUUGAUUUCAGUAAUUAGCAGUAAAGUGAGACAAUGAUAUUUUUAGAUAAUACUGUUUUCAUAAAUACAAAUCUGAAGAACUCAGAUUACCUGGAAACAGCUAUCCUCCUGAACACAAACACCAGGCUGAAAGUCUCUUUUGAAUGUCUUAAGACAGAAAGAGGGUGGUAACUCCAUGUUGUUUCAGGAGACCACAUUUUUGUUAGUGGGUAGCUUUUGUUUUAAUUUUGGGAUUAGAAUCAGGUAUAUUUAGACAUAGCUAUUUCCACAUGGCACUCUGUUCACAGUGAUUGAGACAAAAAUUAGACUUUUAAAUGACUUUUAAAUAACACUGGAACCUCUUAACAUGCAAGAUAGUAUAAAUUUCCAGGUAAGGGCAGGAAGCUGUGUUUGUAUACGAAUAAGGUGCAAAGGUUAUGAUCACACAUGCAAGGUUAGAUAAAAUCAUUUAAAUUUAUUUGAGGAGAAAUACUGUAAAAAUAUAACAUCAUCUAAUAUUUCUUUCUAAACAAACAAAAACCCAUUUUGGUGCAAAUUCAGCUGGUCAUUUUGCAGUGUAAAAUAUAUCGUUUCUCUUUCGAUUUCUUCAUAAAGACUGAUGGCAUACUCUAACACCAACUAAUGAUUAUGACAUCCUGAGAAUUUGGAUCUUCUUAUUUCUGCCAUUCCAGUGUGUGGUCAUCUGCCCAUGAAUUUAAAUGCAUGUAAGAAUUUGGUUUACUGUAUGUUAGUUGCCUCAGAGUGAUUUUUCAUAUAUAAAUGCUAAAAAUUGUUUGAAUUUAAUAAAUAAAUUUAAACACAAUAUUAAUCAACACAGAAUUUAGCAUUUAUGGUUGCCUGGUGUAUUGGAAGAAUAUAUAUGUAUAAACUGCACAUAUAUGUCCUUAAUUUCUUAUAGAUCUGGUACAUAGUCAAAUGACACAGGAACAUCAGUCUUUUUAAGGAAAUCAAUGCAUCUUUAUUUAAAAAAAUUUAGUAUUUCACUUCAAUUAACCAUACAUAUUCACUUCAAAAGAAAAUGAAAUUAAAUUUUAUUAUGUUUACAUGAAUUCUAAAGCACCAAAUUUUCUAGGCUCUAAAAGUAUAUAGUCAGUAAUAAUUCAUUGGAGUUAAUUGUGCAUUAGAUAAGCUUCAGAAAUAAACGCUUAGAAAUUAAACAUGUUUCUAUUUUAAUGUACUACAUCUGUAACAAACUUCCGAGCCAGAGACUACCAAUGCUCCUCCUUUCUCUAGCAGUGGUGAGACUUCUUGACACUUAUCUGAGCUUUCCCUGUGUGGGGAGGAGCCUCCUCCCUCUCACCUAGCAGCAACCCCUUUUUUUAUUAGCCCUGUCCCGGUACAGCUUGGAUAGAAAGGCUAGUUAGGUGGUGUUGUACUGACAUGGUAUGAAGGAUCGCCAGAACCUCCAGUAAAAACAAACCUGUGGCACACGAAUCCAGUAACGACAGACACAUUCUCACCAUUUUCAUCAGGCGUAAUUGCAUAGGGAAGGACAAAGGAUGGUCGCAGAGACAUGGGAAAACAUGAACCACUGUGGACCAUUCAGAGUGGAUCUGAGAACCAUUCAAAACAAUCGAACUGCAGCCCCCUUCUGCAUAGUAACGCCUUGUUACACAAUUUUUGUAUCCUUAGCAACUGAUACGGAAUGCUUUUUCAAGGAAAAAUAAGUUACUUUACAUGCCAGAAGAUUUUUGAUGACAGUACCCCCUCCGAUUUUUUCGUUUUUUAAAACAACAACCAAAUUGGUGGGGAGGCAGCCAAAUUUUGAGGUACCAGUGUUUCUCGAACAGAUGUCGCACCAUUAUUUUUCAGCUCGUUUGGAUGAAUAAACAUGCGAAGCUGUGAAGUAUUACAUUUUAGAUUUUUUCAUUAAAAAAAGAGACAAUCUGUUUACUGUCCUAAUUGAGACAACAAUCCUCAUGGUUGCCAGUUUUGGCAGUCAUAACAAUGAACUAUAAAUAUUUGGACCAAUCAAGUAAAUGGUGAGUAUAAAGGCCAUAGCAUGUAAAGUUCUGUUUUCACGGCACCCAUCUUUGUAUGACUUUUUUUUUUUUUAACUUCAUCGAAUAAAAUUGUUUGUUUCAUGGUAAAGUUUCAUGGUAAAGCUGAAAGAGGUGGAUUCUGACAUCUAGUUUCUUCCUGGGUGGUAACCCUUUCAAUGUAAGCUGCCCACCUCUGCUAACAACACGCAUCUGCUCUUGCUUUGCCGGAGGAGAGCAGGUUCACCCUGGUCUUUCCUGUGGAAUGUGCCUGACGGUAACACAAGACUCAAAAGUGCUGUUUGUUUUUAACUUUUCUCAUAUUUAUAAAAUUACAUCUUACCCUGUGUCUUCUUUCUUGGUUAUCUUCUUUAGGUGUACAGAUUUCAGUAUGUUUACCCUAUCUUAUAGAUCUAUAUGAGUGAGUAUAUACAGUGUGUGUCUUUCUGCUCCUGGGAUACCUCACUCAGGAUGAUCUUUUCCAGAACCCACCAUUUGCCCGCAAAUUUGAUGAUUUCCUUGUUUUUAAUUGCUGAGUAGUAUUCCAUUGUAUAAAAGUACCACAAUUUCUGUAUCCAUUCCUCUGUUGAUGGACAUCUGGGUUGUUUCCAGGUUCUGGCUAUUACGAAUAAAGCUGCUACAAACAUG